AUGAAGGUUCCCAUUGUCUCACUCCUGGCAUUGUGGCCAUUGUUCUCUGCUGCCCUCGGCCCCUACCCUCCGUUGUCUGGGUCUGAGACCUUGACCAUCGAACAUUGUUCAACCAUCAGACAACCAAAUUCCGUGCGAUCGGUGACCACAGCCACACACACGACUACCAUUACCAUUCCAGUCCAUGUCACGUCCAGUUUUACACCCACAGUCACGGUAACUCCGUCGACAGUCACAGCCACCUCAACAACGAGUACUACCACCACCAGCACCUCUGUCACUACGGUUGCCACACCCACCAGUACAUUCACCACAACCCUGACACUUCUCUUCUCCACCACUACUACCAGCACUAUUACUGCGCCAACAUCCACAGCAACCGAGAUUCAGACUAGCACUUCCACAACCACAACCACCCUGUCGUCCACUGUGCCGACUUCCGCUGGUUUCCUCCCAGUUAUUAGCACACUCCCUGGCUCGGCUGAGAAGCGCAAGCGUGCAGUCAAUUGGAAGCAGACUCAUUCGAGGAGGUCGUCGUAUACCUUGCCAUGGCAGAAGCCAUCGACUCAAUGCAAAGCACCCACACCUGACCAGCCUUCGAGCGGAGGCAGGCCAAGCAGACCAGUAUGGGACACAUGCGCGCAAUAUGCCGCGUCAGUGGAGUGCCAGGAGCUUGUGGAGAUCUUCUCACCCAUUGUCACAACAGUAACAGCGCACACCACGGUCUCGGCCACUUUGACGACAGCAACAACUACGACGACUAUCACCUCAACCUCGACGGCGACGACUACGGCAACCAUCACCCCUCCAAGCGCCAACUACACCACGACGGUGACGACUUCAACCACUACCCUAAUCACUGCCUUCAGCACUACUACACCCUCUACAACGACAACCAGCACAUCCACCGUCGUCACCACAGCAACGACCUCAACAGUCAUCUACGCCGCCUGCGCAACGCCCAACAUAGUGGGCACGCUCAACGGCGAUGGUGUCUACGACGUAAUCUACCCCGGCCCUUCGGUCGGUCUCGCCACCACGGACGACUCAACUGCCUACGACUGCUGUGUUUCGUGCAUAAACAACCCGGCGUGCGCAGCCGCAGCAUUCAAUGCGAAUUUCGGCGCUGGCGAACAGUGCUUCAACUUCCCUGCCGAUAGCUGCACUGUCGAAGGCGAAUACAGCUUCGGCGCCGAACCCUCGAGCUCUGUCUCUCCCGACACACAGUAUUUCAUUUCAAACGGCAACUGCGGCGCCUAUAACUACGUCGAGGCCGACUAA
Molecule: messenger RNA, 1281 nt
Organism: Fonsecaea erecta
Lineage: Eukaryota; Fungi; Ascomycota; Eurotiomycetes; Chaetothyriales; Herpotrichiellaceae
Exons: 2
Coding region: 1-1281 (426 amino acids)
Source: RefSeq, a predicted model, not a curated record